AUGGAAAACGGGGCUCAAAGCAUCAUGCAAGAUGAAAUAAUUUUCCACAGCAAAUAUCCUCCGGUUCAAGUUCCUGAAGACAUGACACUGCCAGAAUUCGUGCUUUCAAAUGCAGAGCCAUAUCUAGAUAAGGUGGCAUUUGUCGAUGCACUAACCGGAAAAGGAUAUAAUUAUGGAGAAGUAACUAGAGAUGUGAAGAGGUUCGCUAAUGCCUUGAGAUCACUUGGGCUGAGGAAAGGCCGCGUCGUGGUGGUUGUACUCCCAAAUGUACCCGAAUAUGCUAUCAUUGCCCUCGGAAUCAUGGCUGCAUGUGGUGUAUUUUCCGGUGCUAAUCCAAAUGCACAUUCAUCAGAAAUCAAGAAACAAGUUGAGGCUGCUGAUGCCAAGAUUAUUGUCACCGACGGAUCAACCUAUGACAAGGUUAAAGAUUUGGGAGUGCCAGUUAUAAUACAAGGCGGUGAUCGCAUUGAGGGAACUAUACAUUGGGAUGAACUGCUAGAAGCUGCAGAUAGAGCGAAUACUGGUAUUAUUGAAGAAAAAGUGCAUCAAGAUGAUCUGUGCGCUCUACCAUUUUCAUCAGGCACGACCGGCUUAUCCAAGGGAGUUAUGCUAACUCACCGGAACUUAGUGGCCAAUCUCUGUUCUUCGCUCUUCAGUGUAGGACCAGAAUUAAUAGGACAGGUUACUAUACUUGGUCUAAUACCAUUUUUUCAUAUCUACGGACUUGCUGGAAUAUGUUGUGCCACCAUUAGAAACAAGGGGAAAGUGGUGGUGAUGCGUAGAUAUGAACUUCGGGCAUUUGUGAGCGCAUUGAUCACACACCAGAUAACGUUUGCACCAAUUGUACCACCCAUCAUUUUGGGAUUGGUUAAGAACCCCAUAGUCGAUGAUUUUGAUCUUAGUAAACUCAAGCUCAGGUCCAUCAUGACGGCAGCAGCUCCGCUUGCCCCUGAAAUUCUAACAGAAUUUGAGAAAAAAUUUCCAGGCGUUCAGGCAUAUGGAAUGACAGAGCACAGCUGCAUUACACUAACACAUGGGGAUCCAAAUAUGGGCCAUGGAAUUGCAAAGAGAAACUCGGUGGGAUUUAUACUUCCAAAUCUGGAGGUGAAAUUUAUCGAUCCUGAGACGGGUCGGUCUCUCCCCAAGAACAGCCCAGGUGAAAUCUGUGUUAGAAGCCAGUGUGUGAUGAAAGGUUACUAUAAGAAUGAGUAUGAGACUGCUCUCACUAUAGACAAAGAAGGGUGGCUCCACACAGGUGACAUUGGCUACAUUGAUGAUGAUGGGGAUGUUUUUCUUGUGGAUCGCAUCAAAGAAUUGAUCAAAUACAAAGGAUUUCAGGUAUCAUAA
Molecule: messenger RNA, 1347 nt
Organism: Fraxinus pennsylvanica
Lineage: Eukaryota; Viridiplantae; Streptophyta; Magnoliopsida; Lamiales; Oleaceae
Source: the annotation of a GenBank genome assembly